Molecule: messenger RNA, 2568 nt
Organism: Lepisosteus oculatus (spotted gar)
Lineage: Eukaryota; Metazoa; Chordata; Actinopteri; Semionotiformes; Lepisosteidae
Gene: ftsj1
Product: FtsJ RNA 2'-O-methyltransferase 1
Biological process (GO): tRNA methylation; cytoplasmic translation
Cellular component (GO): cytoplasm
Molecular function (GO): tRNA methyltransferase activity
Source: RefSeq, a predicted model, not a curated record
AUUGGUUGUGGGGUCCUCAUUUCUUUCAUGUACUGUAGGAAGCAGAACUGGUAGUAACGUGAGCAUACUGGGAGACAAUGGGACGGUCAUCCAAAGACAAGAGGGAUAUUUAUUACCGUCUGGCCAAGGAGGAGGGCUGGAGGGCCAGAAGUGCCUUUAAACUGUUGCAGUUGGAUGAGGAGUUCAAUCUCUUUAAAGGAGUCUGCAGGGCUGUUGAUCUCUGUGCAGCACCAGGGAGCUGGAGCCAAGUGCUGAGCCGCAAACUCCGAGGCGAUGGGGAGAGGAGCGUGGGGGUGAAGAUUGUGGCUGUGGACCUGCAGGCCAUGGCCCCCCUGCCUGGGGUGACUCAGAUCCAGGGAGACAUCACCAAGAUAUCCACAGCCCAGGAGAUUAUCAGGCACUUUGAGGGACAGCCUGCUGACCUUGUGGUGUGUGAUGGUGCCCCCGAUGUGACUGGACUUCACGAUGUGGAUGAAUACAUCCAAGCACAACUGCUGUUGGCUGCUCUUAAUAUUACUACUCAUGUUCUCAAGCCUGGUGGAAACUUUGUGGCGAAGAUUUUCCGAGGCAAGGAUGUGACUCUGCUCUAUUCCCAGCUGAAAAUCUUUUUCUCCACCGUCACGUGUGCCAAACCAAGAAGCAGCCGGAACUCCAGCAUUGAGGCAUUUGUGGUAUGCCAGAACUACUCUCCCCCUGAAGGAUAUGUGCCAAACAUGUCUAACCCUCUGCUGGAUCACUGCUACGAUGUGGACUUCAACCAGGUUGAAGGUCCAAACCGUGUCAUUGUGCCCUUCCUUGCUUGCGGAGACCUGAGUGCUUAUGAUUCAGAUCGAACUUACCCUCUCCAGCUGGAUCCCAGUAAAGAAUAUCACUACCUGCCUCCUACACAGCUGCCAAUCCAGCCUCCCUACCAGCAAGCCUGUCAUCUGCGCAAACACAACCUGUUGGCCAAGGAAGAUGUUUCUUCCACCCCACGGGAAGGAUCCAGCCCUACGCAUGACCUGUCCUCCAGUCAGCUGGAGAGAUCCCCGACACCCCCUUGUACAUCACCAGACUUGGCCAAUCCAGAUCAAGCACAGCAGGGACUGUUGUAAUAACAGAGGGACUCAUUCAGGUUUGUAGAGGACAGUUGAUGUCAGUUUUUAUUUUAUCCUACAAAUCCCUGGAGAAGGCAAUAGGUUUGGGGUGCAUUACCUGUACAGACAUGAAUGGAAGAACAAUAAUGGAAGAAGGACCUGAGGAUAACAGGGCUGUGAUUUUGGGUGGGUAUUUCAGAAUUUGUAUUAAUUGGUUAAAAGCGUCCUUCAGGUGUUUAAGGUAGUCUUUUUAAAGUUAAAAGUGAAGGGUGUUAUUCUAAACAGCGGUAUCAGAUUGGGUUUGUCUUUGAACCAUGGAGAGUACACCAUUUAUAGGCAAUUUUAUCAGACACAGGCAGGACAACACUUUUAAUACAAUGUUUUUGUGACUAAAAAAACAGCUGUUUUAUUCUGUUUAUGUGGAGUUUUUCAGAUACAAGUAUUGCUUUUUAAAAACAAAAGCAUUGGAGUUUAAAGUUAACAUUAACUUCCUUCACUGAAAAAGUUAUUUGAAAUAAUUAGCACCUCACAUUACUGUAACAAUGCAAUGUAAAAAUACAGAAGUAUUUUAAAUCAUUUUUGCAUUCUUUCCAUAGAAACAAGUAAGUUCUUCAUGUGUGAUAUCAUCCAACAAAGGCUUCUGAUAAGAAGCUAAAUACCAUAGACUCAGAUUAGUCUGUGCACAUGAUUUUAUUUGUAAAUUGUUUUCUGUUUUGUUUUUAACUUAUGUAUUCGUUUUAUUUUUGAAUACCAACAAAAUUUAAAUAAAAAAGACGCUAAAACCAUUCAUGUCUUAAUGACUGGCACCUGCAAGUACAGUAUAUGCAAAAGAUUACAGUUUAUUAAGAAGAUUUGAAACAAAAUAAAAGAAGAACCAACAAAUAAUAGAUCUUGGGGGAACUGAACUCAGAACUGUUUGCCUUCAUAGAAAUUCGCCCUCCUUGAGGAAAGCUGGUAUGAAGAAAACCCGGAAAGGCUAGUGUAGCUUUGGUGCAUGCCUUUAUGUGACACAGGUUGCAUGAGUAGGUAGACAGCAAUAGAAUUGCAAAGCUGAGGCCAUGUCAGACAGUAGCAGUAGCCCAUAUAGAUAUCCAUAGAGGAGCCAGUAGGGAUCAAGGCAUUACAUUCUUUGAGUUAUCAGAUGAAUGGACAAUGGCAAAGCUGGAAAUCAUUGGGUGUUUCAUAAAAUGCCAGAGCUGUAUUGCCAGCAUCAUGCUAUUGGCAGGCUUCAUGAAGAUACCCUGGAUCCUGGUGUAGCAGGGGUAGUCUCAAUUAUCGGCUUGGAGCAGUAGUAGAAGGAGAGGAUGGCUGUGCUCACCAUGAUGGAGAACAUUAGGUCACCAUGAGGAGGCAGUAGUUUGUUCAGCAGGCUCAUACACUGUACAUGUCCACAGGUAGCAGGUUAUCUGAUGGGCUCUACUGGACAAACACAAGACUAUGAUCUCCUAAGCUGUCCAGUGGUGUAUUUUAGUUAGGUCUUCAGCAGAAUGUA